AAAACCCCCUUUACUGUUUAUUCACUCACUUUCAGUUCUCUUUAUGGCCGACGACACUUGAGUCGAUUUUACUUUUAAAUUGUUUAGUUUUUUUAAGUUUCUUUAAGUUUUGUAUUUAUUUAUUUUUUUUAUUUUAACCCAUCCGAUAAUCGUUAGUUUUUGCGUGCUUUAUGUAAUAAAAAGUAGAGAAAAUGAAUAAAAAGUGUGCCAGAUGUGAGAAAACAGUGUACCCGAUAGAAGAGCUUAAGUGUUUAGACAAAAUAUGGCACAAGCAAUGUUUCAAAUGUCAAGUCUGCAAUAUGACAUUAAACAUGAGGAAUUACAAAGGGUUCAACAAAGAUCCAUACUGCGAGGCGCAUAUUCCAAAAGCCAAGGCCACAACAGUCGCAGACACUCCGGAGAUGAAGAGAAUCGCUGAAAAUACAAAACUACAGUCUAAUGUAAAAUAUCAUGCGGAGUUUGAAAAGACAAAAGGCAAAUUGACACAAGUCGCCGACGAUCCGGAAACAUUAAGGAUAAAACAGAACUCUAGAAUUAUAAGUAAUGUUGCGUAUCACGGCGACCUGGAGAAAAAAGCUGCAAUGGAACAAAAGAGAAAUAUCAACGGAGAGCCUGUCGAUACUGGACCAUCUGCAGGCGAUGCUGAAAAUAUGAAUCUAAAACAACACCAAGAAUACAACGUACGGCCUCCAACUCAUCAUCACCAGCAGCCCGUAAACAGGGAUUACAUCCAUGCGGAAAUGAACAAUAAAGUUCAAAACUCGCCAUAUUCGGCACGACAGACUUCAACGGUUAUAUACACUUCAGAAAGGGGACCAGUUAACAGUCCUGUUGGAAGGCAAAUUGGUUCUAUAGCUGAUUUAGAUCCUGUAAACAAUUACUACGGAUCGCUCAGCUCUCAUAAUACAAACCAUCAGGUGGUACAACACCAGCAACAGCCACAACAACAACCUCCACCACAUCGUGCCUCUGGUAGAGUUUACAGAGCCAUGUACGACUAUGAAGCCCAAGAUCGUGAUGAAGUGUCUUUCAUAGAUGGUGAUAUAAUAGUUGAUUGUACUGCUGUCGACGCGGGCUGGAUGACGGGCCUCGUUCAAAGGACUGGGCAGAUGGGAAUGCUCCCAGCGAAUUAUGUUGAACCAGCCAUUUAAAUUAAAACCACGUUCACAUCACAUAAACCGGUGUAUCAUCAACCGAUAAAUUCCCCGCUUGAGCAUUUGAAAUGUCUUUUAACUUUUUUUUUCUUUUUUUUUAAUUUUUCAUUUUAAAAAAAUCCAAUUUUUUCAUUCCAUUGUAUUGAAAUAUAAUUGGCCAUUCCAUUAUUGCAUUUUUUUAAAUGUAAACUGUAAUUUAUGCUUAAAUAUUUAUUUCUGCUCUAUUUUAAUUACAAUUUUUUGUUAACCAUUGAGUUAGGAUGUAAUACUGUUUUAUCAGAGCCAAACUUGAUUUGAAAAUGUGCCUUUAAGUAAAAAAUAUAUUUUAAUUUUUUUUUCCAUUUAAUUUUAAACUUUAAAAACACAACUCUUUUUUAAUCAUUUUUAUUUAAUCGAUCAAGUUACCAUUCAGACAAAAGUUUUUUUUUCCUAACUGUAAAAGCUAUUACUUAACUAUAGUAACAUAACAAUUUUUAAAAGUAAAUCCUCCAACAAAUGCGGAAUGAACAAUUAAUUCCUACUUUCGUUUCAAAGAAAUGUCACUUGUGAUUUUUAUUGAAUUUUCAAGUUAGUCUCAUUACUUUGAACAUUUAAAUUAUUUCGUUGCGAACAAACACUGAAAUUGUGUUUCAAUUCUACCCAAAAAAGUGCCUUAAAAUUUAAAAUAAAAUUGUUUUUAUUCGCCUAA
Messenger RNA from Cimex lectularius (bed bug), 1842 nucleotides. RefSeq names its product LIM and SH3 domain protein F42H10.3. The record is from RefSeq and is a predicted model, not a curated record. NCBI's taxonomy places the organism in Eukaryota, Metazoa, Arthropoda, Insecta, Hemiptera, Cimicidae. The coding region runs from base 192 to 1151 and encodes 319 amino acids. The transcript has 8 exons. Gene Ontology annotation, molecular function: actin filament binding. Gene Ontology annotation, cellular component: focal adhesion.